AUGAUUUUGAAAUCGUCGGAAGAACUGGGAUUUAGACAUUUUUUUGCUUUGUGUUCACUCUCGGUAAAUACGGAACAGAACAUGGCAUGCACUACUCCUGUUAGUGGUCGAAAGUCACGCUCAAUUUUUCAGUUAACAUGUGCCGCUGAUGCUUUCAUUUGUCUUCGUCUUGGCGUGCUUCUAUUUCGAGCAGCACCUAACAGUCAAGUACUUGGACUAACUACCGUAUUAAUAGACGGUGAUAAAACAUCGAGGAUGGAAUCAGCAGCACCUCAGUUUCCUCCGACCACACCUACGACAAACCCAGUUUAA
Molecule: messenger RNA, 312 nt
Organism: Haemonchus placei
Lineage: Eukaryota; Metazoa; Nematoda; Chromadorea; Rhabditida; Trichostrongylidae
Source: the annotation of a GenBank genome assembly